This is a messenger RNA of Spodoptera littoralis (African cotton leafworm), 3876 nucleotides long. The record is from the annotation of a GenBank genome assembly. NCBI's taxonomy places the organism in Eukaryota, Metazoa, Arthropoda, Insecta, Lepidoptera, Noctuidae.
AUGCGGAAAACAUUAAGCCUUAAGAAGGCAGGCCCUUCAAAAAAUCAAAAAUCUAUUACGGACUUCCUAAAGAGUGCUAAUAAUGGUACCAACCAGAGCCAAAAACCGCUUGCAGCUGAUAAAAAAGAUUCCGUACAAGAAAAAAUUACUACUGAUAACAAAACUGCCAAAAGAAAGGCAUCUCUGAUUAUUGAUGAUAACGACUUUGAAGUAUUUGACGAAAAUCCAAAUCAUGGAAGUUUUAAGAAUACUCCAAAAAAAAUUAAGACUGAUAAUAAAAUUGAAUCACCAUACUUUAGAAAUAGCCCAAAGAAGAGAUCACCUAAUAAAGAAAACAUUUUCACGAAAACAAUAUCUCCUAAGAAGAAUCUGAUGACAGAUUUUGAUGGAUCUUGUAGUAAGAAUAGUAAAGAGUCUGAUAAAUCAUCACCUAAAUUGGGAAAAAUUAGUAUGACCCCACCAAAUGCUGAGAAUUAUAUAGAUAAUGUAUCACCUAACAAAACUAAUAAUAGUGUCAAUGACAAAUCAUGUAUAUUUCAAAAUGGAGAUAAAGUAGACCAUAAAACAGGGGUUAUUACCCCGAAAAAAUUGUCACCAAUAAAUAGUAAUGGCCAUGUACCUAGUCCGAAGUUAGGAAGGAGCAAAACACCUAAGAAAAGUCCACUGCAAGAGUUCUUUUGCUCUCCAAUAAAUAUACUGUCAACUCCAGAGAAGAUUCUCACAGAGAUAUUAUCUCCAUCUAAAAGUGGUUCCACUGUCAAAGUGCUAGAUUUUGGUACAGAGGAGCUCUGUGAGGGCUUUGGAGAUGAAUGGGACCUUAAUGAUAUGGAGGAGGAUGGCAUAGAAAAUUUAGAUUUGAGUACAAUGCAGCGCUGUGAGAUAUUGAGUGCUAAAAAUGUUACAAAUAGAAUAGAAUUAAAGUUAAAGAGUGGUGAUGACAAGAGAGCUACAUGUUUUGUGGAAGGAUUCUGGAUAGACACUCCAUUAGUUCCAGGCGAUAUAGUCAGUAUAUUAGCCUCGCGGGAUUCCUCAGGGCACUACAUUGUGACCAACACAUCUGGUCUCCUCGUCUUACGACCCGACCACUUGAUAUCCAGCACUAGUGUUGUUGCAGGAGUGUUUUGCAAACGUAAGGCUGUGCUGCAGGAACGAUGGAGAGGAAUUGACUCCGCUAAUAUGGCUAUGACAACAGGAAUAUUAAUACACGAACUGGUUCAGAAAGCUCUGUCUGACAAGAUCACGGCGACAGAUCGCCUUCGUUCAGUGACGGACGAUAUUAUAAAAGAGUCAGUUGAGAGGCUGUUCGAUGCUGGACUGAGUGAGGAGGAGGCGAGGAAUGCUGUGUACAAGUAUAUACCGCCGCUAGCUGACUUUAUGAACACUUAUGUAGCAGAUAAACCACCUACUGUGGCGAAUGUAAAGACAGAUAAAAACAAUUGGUCAGGACAUAUUGAUAAGAUAUUGGACAUUGAAGAGAACCUGUGCUGCCCGAAACUAGGGCUGAAGGGAAAAAUCGAUGCCACUGUACAAGUCACUAUACACGAAAGAAAUGGUCGUAAGAAGGCCGUAGUUCCCCUCGAGUUGAAGAGUGGCAAGGCGUCCAUGUCGGCGGAGCACCGCGGCCAGUUAGUGCUGUACGGUAUGAUGCUCAACUUGCAAGCUAAUGAGGAUCCCACCCAGGCCGCCCAGCGAGGCUUACUGCUCUAUCUAAAGGAUCGCGUUGACAUUCGUGAAGUAAGCUGCGGUUACCCCGAGCGUCGAGAUCUGAUCAUGUUACGCAACCAACUCGUACAAUACGUCACAGCGUCGCCUCAAGACAUCGAUCCAGAAAAUUUAUUGGACAUAGAAGAAGCGGCUCUCAUGCUGCACCAGAAGCUCCCGGAGCCAGUAGACCACCACAGCGCCUGCACCAAGUGUCCAUACCUCACUCUCUGCUCAUUGCAUCUCUGGCACACAGACGGUCCGACAGUGUCAGAAUCCCAUCCGCUCUCCAACUUGCAAGGUGAAGCAUUAGGACAUCUCUCACCGCAGCACAUUCAGUACUUCUUACAUUGGACGGCGCUGCUCCGGAUGGAGGAGAGAGGGCAGAUGGUGACGUCACCUCUACACGCACUCUGGACUGAUAGUGUUGAAAAGAGAGAGAAGCGUGGUACCUGCGCUGCUAAUCUGAAGCUACUCGCAGUCACUCACUUAGAAGACAGAUAUCUGCAUGUGUUUCGACGAAAUAUUGGUGAUAAUGGCGAUGCAGAUGUAAAGAUGCCAAAAGGUCCACAAGAAGGAGAGUUCUCAAUAGUGAGCAUCAAGGACCGACCGUGGAUCGCAGCCGGAGUAGUUACCGUCGCGAACAACAAAGAAAUACAUAUAUUUUUAGAAAGAAACCUAAGUUCUCGUUUGUCCAAACAAACAGUGUACCACAUAGACACAUACGAGUCAUACGCGACUACAGUGCAGAAUCUCACGAAUUUGGGUGUUUUGCUUGAAGACAGCGAUCGAGCCUACAGACUUCGAAGGUUAAUAAUAGAUAAGGAACUACCUCAAUUCGAAGCCAAGUUGCCUCGUGACGUGGGUCGGCUGGGGACGCGACUGAUGAAGUCACUGAACAUACAACAACAACGCGCCGUACUCAAGGCUAUAGCUGCCAAGGACUACGCGCUGAUGAAGGGCCUGCCUGGCACUGGCAAGACCCAGACAAUAAGUGUACUGAUACAGAUGUUGGUGGCCCUGAAGCAACGCGUCCUCGUCACUGCGCACACGCACUCCGCAGUUGACACUGUACUCAGCAGGUUGCCGGCGUCCCUGCGAGUGAUGCGGCUGGGGUCGCGGGGCCGCCUGGCGCCCGAGCUACAGCCGCGCAGUGAUCUGACUCUCGCCGCGCACUGCGACACUCCGGGGGAACUAGCUGCGCUCUAUGAUUCCAUGGAAGUAGUUGGGGUGACAUGUUUGGGCGCCGCGCACGCAAUGUUAGCACGAACUACUUUUGAUCUCUGCAUAGUUGAUGAAGCGACACAGGUGUUACAGUGUACCGUGUUGCGACCAUUGUUCGCAGCGAAGAAGUUCGUUCUAGUGGGAGAUCCUGAACAGUUACCACCGGUAGUGAGGAGCAGAGCCGCGAGGCGCCUAGGCAUGGAGGAGAGCUUGUUCCACAGACUGAUGUGUGAAGAAGCGACGUCGACUUUACAACUCCAGUACCGUAUGAACCAAGCGCUAGCGGACGUCGCCAACCGAGUGGCGUACGACAACCGUCUUCAGUGUGCCGACAGUAAUAUCGCGCAAGCCCGACUUACUAUCGAUGUACAGAAAAUACCUCAAUUGUCAAUAUCUCCGUGGUUGUCAAUGGCUUGCAGUCCCGAGCCACAAUACGCAGCGAUUUUCCUAGAUGUGAUGUCCCAUAAUAUUGAAGACGCACCCGACGCUCCGAAUAAGAACUCCUGUUCAAACCCUAUAGAAGCCUGCGUGGUUAUAGCGUUGGUGGAAGCUUUGAAAGAGGGCAAUGUCAAGUCCUCAGACAUAGGUGUAAUAGCUCCAUACCGUGACCAAGUGUCACUAUUGCGCCGCUCCCUCCAACACCUUGCUGUAGAGGUCAGCACUGUCGACCAGUUCCAGGGAAGGGACAAACCGGUCAUUAUAUACUCGUGUACGAAACGCUCCGGCAAACAUGAUGAUAAGAAGGUUAAGGAAGGUGAGGUCCUCAACGACCAGCGCCGUCUAGCCGUAAGUGUAACAAGAGCAAAACACAAACUCUUAGUAGUUGGCAACUCCAUAGCUUUGCGACGGUAUGCGCCGCUACAGAAACUCAUACAAACGUGCACCUCUACCCAACUAGACACAAAUAUUGUAAACAAAUUAUGUAAUAAAUAUAAAAUGUAUGUAUCCUGA